This is a messenger RNA of Mizuhopecten yessoensis (Yesso scallop), 1564 nucleotides long. RefSeq names its product atrial natriuretic peptide receptor 2-like. The coding region runs from base 1 to 882 and encodes 293 amino acids. Lineage: Eukaryota; Metazoa; Mollusca; Bivalvia; Pectinida; Pectinidae. Gene Ontology annotation, molecular function: guanylate cyclase activity; peptide receptor activity. The record is from RefSeq and is a predicted model, not a curated record. The transcript has 5 exons. Gene Ontology annotation, biological process: cGMP biosynthetic process; intracellular signal transduction; receptor guanylyl cyclase signaling pathway.
AUGGAGGAAGUGAGUUUAAACUACAAACUGAGCUUUGGACUGUUAACUGGUGCAAUUCUAAUGUACCCGACCGUUUUAUUUGUGGUGUUCAAACUUACAAAGGAGAUCCAGUUGGUGGCGAUGUCAUUCAAAGACCAAGCUUCAUCACUAUCAAAGGAGAGAAAGCGAAGUGAGAAUCUUCUGUGCCGGAUGCUGCCUGUCUCUGUGGCUAGGAAACUGAUGAGAAACGAGAAAGUCGAACCCAGACUGUACAAAUCAGCGACCGUGUGUUUCUCUGAUAUUGUUGGUUUCACCACAAUAUGUUCCGGGUGUACACCAUUCCAGGUCGUAGAUUUACUGAAUCUUCUGUACAACACAUAUGACUCAAGACUUGAAAAAUACGACGUAUACAAAGUUGAAACUAUCGGCGACGCAUACAUGGUCGUUUCCGGUAUCCCGGAGACAAACGGCGAGCUCCACGUCAGUGAGAUUGCGUUUUUAGCUCUCGAUCUUUUGGAUGCUACACACAAACUUGAUGUUCAAGAACUUGCAAAUAAAACACUCCGUUUGAGCAUUCGUAUCGGCGUAAAUACAGGCCCUGUAGUGUCGGGUGUGGUUGGCGUCAAAAUGCCGAGGUUCUGCUUAUUUGGGGAUACUGUCAACGUAGCGUCCCGCAUGGAAUCCACGGGGAAACCUCAGAAGAUACAGUUAAGUUCUAAUACUGUGGAAGCAUUACACCGGUUCCCUUGCUUUCAGACACAAGAGAGGGGGUUUGUGGAUGUCAAGGGAAAAGGUGAAAUGCGGACCUCUUGGUUAUUACCGUCUAGUUUGUCGCCGAGUAGUCACGUUCGCAUGCAGCCUCCUCCGGAUCACGCUGCUACGACAAACAUGUGUGGAGUGUAGGACAUUAAUAUCAUCACGAUGGCACAGCAUGCUUGAGGUGACAUGGUCGUUGAUUAGUCGACAUGAACUGUGCUUUUACUGUUUUUCAUUCACGAAACCGUUCAGGCUACUCAUGUUCUCUGACAUGUUUCCUUUAUAGCAAGAAAUACGUUCCACAUGUAGAUACAUUGAUGUCAAUCUGUUUAAAAAGGACAAUUUUCAGAGAUUUGUUUCAUGAUGUUUGCACGUAUAUACUGAUUGUAGAUAAAAUGUUUCAAACUUUCAAGCAACCUACGUUUUAUACAUUUUAACAAAAACUAAAUAAUAACCAUUAAAUACGAUUAUUUUCUGUAGAAAUAUUUGCACAUUUGAAGGAAUUGUAGACUCCCUGUGCCGAAUGGAAACCUGGAGCAUCAGUAUUUAAAAAUUCUCACACGGUUACUCCAGACAAAUAUUACCUUAAAAAACUAAAAACAAAACGAAAUAAAAACUUGUACCUGAAUAACAUAAAGUAGUUUUUCUCUUAGCAUAAGCAAUAAAUUUAACUAAUAAAUAGUCACUCUACGAAUUAUAGGAAAAUUAAAAAUCUAUUGUUUUAUCGUGCAAGCCGAGGUGAAGGUUCGUCUUUCUUCACCUGCCCUUCCUGUAUCAGCGCAUAGAAAAUGGAUAGCAUUGACUGAAAACAUAUCUGAAACAAUGUCCU